This is a messenger RNA of Ascoidea rubescens DSM 1968, 432 nucleotides long. Its product is annotated as ADP-ribosylation factor GTPase-activating protein. Gene Ontology annotation, molecular function: GTPase activator activity; sequence-specific DNA binding. The record is from RefSeq and is a predicted model, not a curated record. NCBI's taxonomy places the organism in Eukaryota, Fungi, Ascomycota, Saccharomycetes, Ascoideales, Ascoideaceae. Gene Ontology annotation, biological process: regulation of DNA-templated transcription; intra-Golgi vesicle-mediated transport; endocytosis. The annotation marks the transcript as partial. The transcript has a single exon. Gene Ontology annotation, cellular component: Golgi apparatus.
AUGUAUAGCAGGUAUAACUCGUAUUCGUCUGGCUCGAGACCCAUCAACUACGCUCCCUCGUCGCGCAGGAGCCAGGGUGCUGCUGACAAGAACCUUCAGAUCCUCAAGACGUUGCUCAAGGAGCCCUCUAACAGGUUUUGUGCUGACUGCAAGACCUCGUCCCACCCACGAUGGGCCUCCUGGAGCUUGGGAAUCUUCAUUUGCAUUAGGUGCUCAGGCAUUCACAGAAGCAUGGGAACUCAUAUCUCUAAGGUCAGGAGUGUGGACUUGGAUUCUUGGAACGACGAGCAAGUCAAAUCGAUGAUUAAAUGGGGCAACAAAAAGGCCAACCACUUCUGGGAGUACAAUUUGCCUGACAACUAUGUUCCAGACCAAAGUAAAAUAGAAAACUUCAUACGAACAAAAUACGACUUGAGAAAAUGGGCCAUGAGU